Molecule: messenger RNA, 1833 nt
Organism: Protobothrops mucrosquamatus (brown spotted pit viper)
Lineage: Eukaryota; Metazoa; Chordata; Lepidosauria; Squamata; Viperidae
Gene: ME3
Product: malic enzyme 3
Exons: 14
Coding region: 36-1715 (559 amino acids)
Biological process (GO): malate metabolic process; pyruvate metabolic process
Cellular component (GO): mitochondrion
Molecular function (GO): NAD binding; malate dehydrogenase (decarboxylating) (NADP+) activity; malate dehydrogenase (decarboxylating) (NAD+) activity
Source: RefSeq, a predicted model, not a curated record
GAGAGGGCCCUCCUUCCGCCACCAGAGCGACGGGGAUGAAGAAGCGGGGCUACGAUGUCACCAGGAAUCCCCAUCUCAACAAGGGUAUGGCCUUCACCCUUGAAGAGAGGCUCCAGCUUGGAAUACACGGUCUUCUUCCGCCUUGCUUCCUGAGCCAAGAUGUCCAAGUUCUCCGGGUCCUCAAAAGCUACGAGACCAAAUCCAAUGAUCUAGACAAAUACAUCAUCCUCAUGACUCUACAGGACAGAAAUGAGAAACUGUUUUACCGCGUGCUCACGUCUGACAUAGAAAGAUUCAUGCCCAUUGUGUAUACUCCGACUGUUGGACUAGCUUGCCAGUUGUAUGGUCUGGCCUUCAGACGGCCUCGCGGGCUAUUCAUUACCAUUCACGACAAAGGACACAUUGCCACAAUGCUGAAUUCCUGGCCUGAAGACAACAUAAAGGCUAUUGUGGUGACCGACGGAGAAAGAAUUUUAGGCUUGGGCGAUCUAGGAAGCUACGGGAUGGGCAUUCCAGUAGGAAAACUCGCACUCUAUACCGCUUGCGGCGGCGUUCACCCACAGCAGUGCCUCCCUGUUCUUCUGGAUGUUGGCACUGACAAUGAGGCGCUCCUGAACGAUCCGCUCUACAUUGGCCUCAAGCACAAACGAGUUCGUGGGAAAGAGUACGACGACUUGCUGGAUGAGUUUAUGCAAGCAGUUGCAAACAAGUACGGCAUGAACUGUCUCAUUCAGUUUGAGGACUUUGCAAAUGCCAACGCCUUCCGGCUUCUCAAGAAAUAUCGCACCCGUUAUUGCACUUUCAACGAUGACAUUCAAGGAACUGCCUCUGUUGCUACAGCAGGAAUCUUCGCUGCCUUAAGAAUUACAAAGAACAAGCUUUCUGAUCAUAAGUUUGUCUUCCAAGGAGCUGGCGAGGCUGCUUUGGGUAUUGCUCACCUCAUAGUUAUGGCCCUCGAGAAAGAAGGAAUUCCCAGAGAAGAAGCCGUUAAGAAGAUCUGGAUGGUGGACUCGAAAGGACUCAUCGUCAAGGGCAGAAGUCAUCUGAACCACGAGAAGGAGAUGUUUGCUCAUGACCAUCCCACUGUGAAGACCCUGGAGGAAGUGGUGCGGACAAUAAAACCAACAGCUAUUAUUGGUGUGGCUGCUGUGGCAGGUGCUUUCACUCACCGGAUUUUGAAGGACAUGGGGACCUUCAAUGAGAAGCCCAUCGUGUUCGCCCUCAGCAACCCAACGAGCAAAGCAGAAUGUACGGCCGAAGAUUGUUACCGCUUGACAGACGGCCGGGCCAUAUUCGCCAGUGGGAGCCCGUUUCCAAAGGUGACCCUCUCCGAUGGACAGACCUUCUUCCCUGGUCAAGGGAAUAAUGCCUACGUUUUCCCCGGAGUUGCUCUAGGAGUCAUCGCCUGUGGACUCCGUCACAUCACCGAGGAAAUCUUUCUCACCACAGCAGAGGCAAUUGCACAAGAGGUUACACAGGAAAAUCUGGCUGAAGGAAGGCUGUAUCCCCCUUUGAGCUCCAUUCGAGACGUAUCCUUCAAAAUUGCCGUUAAAGUGGUUGACUAUGCCUAUAAACACAACUUGGCCUCCUGGUAUCCUGAGCCAGAGGACAAAGAAGCAUUUGUGAAAUCCCUCGUUUACAGCCCUGACUAUGAUUCCUUCAUUAUUGAUAGUUACCAGUGGCCCCAGGAAGCAAUGAAGACUCAAAAUAUUUAAUUCUUCUCUUUUGUGAAGGCAGGCAAGAGGGGUCUUCAAGCGGCUGUGAACCUUAAGAUGCUAAAGUGUCUUGACCGUCAAGCUUGUAGGAUCUUCCGUUAUAAAUUGAGAGAAGAGC